CGUAGCGAGAGCAGCUGUUCAUGGCGCGAGUGUGUCUCUCAUAAUUUUUUUGUUGUUGCCGCGUGGACAAGCCAUAGCACAUGGUUAUGUUCAGUUUAGUUCAGACGUUCUCUUGUGCGCGGGGUUUAUGUUGUUAAAACUAUUAUCAAAAACAUAAACAAUUGAAUUGAUUUAUAAUCAAACAGUGACCAAAGAAAAUGGAUGAGUUAUCUGACUUCAUUAGUGGCAUGCCCAACUGGAGCGUGACCAAUGUAUUCCGCGUGCUUACUCGCCGCAAGCCGCUGGAGGACUCCAGCGAGUCCAAGCUGGCCAAAGUGCUGAGCGCCUUUGAUUUGACUGCGCUGGGCAUUGGCAGCACGCUUGGUGUGGGCGUCUAUGUGCUGGCUGGUGAAGUAUCCAAGAGUCAUGCGGGUCCAGCUGUUGUUAUUAGUUUUCUAAUCGCCGCCGUCGCCUCCAUCUUUGCUGGACUUUGCUAUGCGGAAUUUGGUGCACGUGUGCCCAAGGCGGGCUCCGCUUAUAUUUACAGCUAUGUCACCAUUGGCGAGUUCAUUGCGUUUCUCAUCGGCUGGAAUCUCAUUUUGGAAUACGCAAUCGGUUCCGCGAGUGUUGUCAAAGGUCUGAGCACGUAUCUGGACUCGCUUUGUGGCUACGCUAUGCGUGACUUUCUGGCGGAGCAUCUACCCAUCAAUAUACAAGGCCUGAGCGCGUAUCCAGAUCUAUUUGCUUUUAUUGUCACCAUUGUGUUCUCCUGGGCAAUAGCUGCGGGCGCCAAGGAGUCCACACGCGUUAACAAUGUGUUCACCAUGCUGAAUCUGGGCGUGGUGCUGUUUGUCAUCAUUGCGGGACUCUUCAAGGUUUCUAUAAGCAACUGGACCAUACCCAAGUCGGAAGUGCCUGAGGGCUAUGGCGAUGGCGGCUUUAUGCCCUAUGGCGUCUCUGGCAUUAUCAAGGGCGCAGCUGUUUGUUUUUACGGCUUUAUUGGCUUCGAUUGCAUUGCUACCGCUGGCGAGGAGGCAAAGAAUCCCAAAAAGUCCAUUCCCUUUGCUGUCAUCGUGUCGCUGGCCAUGAUCUUUCUUGCCUACUUUGGCGUCUCCACUGUGCUCACCAUGAUGCUGCCGUACUUCUCUCAAGAUGAGAGCGCUCCACUGCCGCAUGUAUUCCGCAUUUAUGGCUGGCAUGUGGCGGAGUAUGUGGUUACCAUUGGCGCUAUGUUUGGCCUGUGCGCCAGUUUAAUGGGCGCCAUGUUUCCACUGCCGCGCAUUGUCUUUGCCAUGUCCAAUGAUGGAUUGCUGUUUAAAUUCCUUGGCGAGAUUAGCACCAAGUACAAGACGCCAUUCAAGGGCACCAUGAUCACGGGACUGCUCACUGGCAUACUUGCUGCCAUCUUCAAUCUCAGUCAGCUGGUUAAUAUGAUGUCCAUUGGCACAUUGCUAGCCUAUUCCAUGGUGGCCAGCUGCGUGCUCAUCUUGCGCUACGAUGUGGAUGAGCGUCGUGAGUCUCGCAUUAUGAGCAAUGGACUCAGCCAUACACCAGAGCAGCCUUGUGCGCUCUGGCGCCGCCUCUUCAAUCUCAAUCGCCAAACCGUUGCCAAUAAGCAAUCCUCACGCGUCGUCACUGUGCUGGUUACACUCUUCUCUGCCUGGUGUCUGGUGUUCUCACAAAUUCUAACCAAAUUCGAGGAAGAUCUGGAGCAUGUUACGCACUUUGAUGUGCUGCUGCUUAUUGUGGCUGGCAUUCCAUUGGUUGUUAUGCUCUAUAUGAUUCAUCGUCAACCCACCUCGGGCGUGCAGUUGUCCUUCAAGGUGCCACUGGUGCCUUGGCUGCCUGGCAUCUCCAUACUCAUCAACAUCUAUCUGAUGAUCAAGCUGGAUAUACUCACCUGGGUGCGCUUUGCCAUUUGGAUUAGCAUUGGCUUGGCCAUCUUCUUGGCCUAUGGCAUACGUCACAGUCGUCUGCGUCAGCGCGAGCAGCGCAACAGUUCCAUAACCAUGCUGAGCGUCUCCAGCGAAACUGCGCUGCUGCAGCGUGCCAAAUAUGGGGAUAGCCCCAGUUUAGGUAAUGAUAUUCAACUCAAAUUUUUGCCCAGCUCGGCCUGAGUACUUUAGAUGUUGCAAAGACAUUUUUUUUAUUAUUUGUUGUAUUAAAACAUAGCUAUAAGUUGCAUAUUUUAUCAUCACACAUACACACGCUACUAUAUUUAUAUGCAUGUAAAUAUAGAGCCAGCAAUUCCGCUUGUAAUAAUCACACGUAUAGUUGUUAGAUAGAACCAAAAAUGUAAGCGUCAUGUACAAGCAAAUAGGCAAUAAGUGAAUACACAUUUGUAUUUAUUGAGUAAUUAAUUAAAUAUUUAUUAUUGUCUCAG
Drosophila busckii is the source of this 2362-nucleotide messenger RNA. Its product is annotated as high affinity cationic amino acid transporter 1. The transcript is spliced from 5 exons. NCBI's taxonomy places the organism in Eukaryota, Metazoa, Arthropoda, Insecta, Diptera, Drosophilidae. Gene Ontology annotation, cellular component: plasma membrane. Bases 198 to 2096 code for a protein of 632 amino acids. The record is from RefSeq and is a predicted model, not a curated record. Gene Ontology annotation, biological process: transmembrane transport; amino acid transport. Gene Ontology annotation, molecular function: amino acid transmembrane transporter activity.